AUGCACGGAAAAUUGAGAUGCCAAAAGACUCAUAAGGGCUUCCUUGCUUUGCGGGGAGGCCAGGAAAAUUUUAAUUGGACCAACCCUGCUGUCAAUCCUUCCUCCAUUGGAAAGAAUCAUUGGAAGGAAGUCGCCACCAUCACAGCCCGUGAUCAAGAUCAAAGCAAUGAUGAGGAACAAGAUGAUGGCGACGAUGCAUUAGUAGAGGAGGAGGAGGAGGAAUCUUACGACGGGCUGAUAUUCUUCGAUGGUCAUGGGAAGAUCGAGGAACGGGAGGCGUUGACCAAGCUAGCCCAACACCUCACCCGGCUCCAAUUGAGGGUGAGCCCUCAAGGGUUCUGCUUCCAGGAUGUUACCGGGCUAGGCGAGCACAAAGAUUUUAGGUUUCACUACCUCCGAUUGAAUGAUUUUUUCAACUGGCUGAAUCACGGUAUCAAAAUAACGGGCAUCACCACGUGGCGACGCCUGGUGUUGCAGUACUCCGUACCAAAAGGGGAGAAGAAGCGGCCGAUGGCUGGAGGAGCUGCUGUGAGCAAGAAGAAGUACGAGGAGUUGAAAAGAAUGAUUGAAGAAAGGGAUUAA
Messenger RNA from Linum tenue, 582 nucleotides. The record is from the annotation of a GenBank genome assembly. NCBI's taxonomy places the organism in Eukaryota, Viridiplantae, Streptophyta, Magnoliopsida, Malpighiales, Linaceae.